Molecule: messenger RNA, 2218 nt
Organism: Gasterosteus aculeatus aculeatus (three-spined stickleback)
Lineage: Eukaryota; Metazoa; Chordata; Actinopteri; Perciformes; Gasterosteidae
Gene: got1
Product: glutamic-oxaloacetic transaminase 1, soluble
Biological process (GO): L-aspartate biosynthetic process
Cellular component (GO): cytosol
Molecular function (GO): pyridoxal phosphate binding; L-aspartate:2-oxoglutarate transaminase activity
Source: RefSeq, a predicted model, not a curated record
AAGCGCUCCCUUCGUCCUCCGCCUUCAUCCUCGUGAGAGCUCGCUGCUUAUUAAGUCUUUACUGAAAUACACAACAACAACAACAAACAACAACCAUGUCGGUGUUCUGCGAGGUGCCACAAGCAGCCCCCGUAGCUGUCUUCAAGCUAUCGCAGGAUUUCAAUAACGACCAAUUUCCCAAUAAGGUGAACCUGGGAGUGGGAGCCUACCGGACAGAUGAGGGCCAACCGUGGGUUUUGCCUGUGGUCAAAAAGGUUGAAAAAAUAAUUGUGCAAGAUGGGAGCCUGAACCACGAGUACCUGCCCAUCCUGGGCCUGCCUGACUUCAGGUCCUCUGCUUCUAAGAUCGCACUGGGAGAAGACAGCCCUGCCAUCCAGGAGAACAGGGUAGGGGCGGUCCAAUGUCUGGGUGGAACAGGUGCCUUGAAGAUGGGCGCUGAAUUCCUUAGUCGUUUUUACAAUGGCAAUAAAAACACAAAAACACCGAUCUAUGUGUCUGCACCUACCUGGGAAAACCACAACGCCGUGUUCGCCAACGCCGGCUUUGAGGAUGUCCGUCCAUACAAGUACUGGGACGCAGAGAACAGGGGCCUCGACUUUGCUGGUUUCCUUGAAGACCUGGAGAGUUGCCCAGAGCACUCCGUCUUUGUUUUGCACGCAUGCGCCCAUAAUCCAACCGGCACGGACCCCACACAAGAGCAAUGGAUGCAGAUCGCAGAAGUUAUGAUGAGGAGGAAGCUGUUUGUGUUCUUCGACUCUGCUUAUCAGGGAUUUGCCUCGGGCUGUCUGGAUAAAGAUGCCUGGGCGGUCCGCUACUUUGUCUCCGUGGGCUUCGAAAUGUUCUGUGCCCAGUCGUUCUCCAAGAACUUUGGCCUCUACAAUGAGCGUGUGGGCAACCUGACCAUUGUGGCUCGGGACGCAGACAACCUGAAGCGAGUUCUGUCCCAGAUGGAGAAGAUUGUCAGGACCACUUGGUCGAACCCACCGUCUCAGGGAGCUCGCAUUGUUUCCAUCACUCUUAAUUCACCCGAGCUCUUCACUGAAUGGAAGGACAACGUGAAGACCAUGGCCGGCAGGGUUUUGAUGAUGAGGGCUCAGCUAAAAGCUAAGCUUCAAGGCCUGGGAACACCGGGCACCUGGGAGCACAUUACAGAGCAGAUUGGCAUGUUCAGCUUUACAGGCCUCAACUCCAAACAAGUGGAGUACAUGGUGAAAGAGAGACACGUCUACCUAAUGGCCAGCGGUCGCAUCAACAUGUGCGGUCUGACCAGCAGCAACAUAAACUACGUGGCCGAGUCCAUCCACGAGGCCGUCACCAGGGUCCAGUAGAAGACUACACUACCCAGAGUUCACAGUUCCCCCUGCAGCCCGGCGCUGAGCCACCUGAUUCCAGGCACAGGGUUUGUGCUGUCUUUUUGCACAAACGUAGACAACCUGUCCUGUCAGUGUUUUGCUGAGCUAUGCUGAACACUGCUUAGAUCUAUAUCUAUCCAAACGCACAAACGGGAAUCAUUCCUUCUCAGAAUUGUGUUAAUAAUUUGCCCCUGUCUUUCCUGUUUUUUUGUGGUUCCCCAUUUAUAGUGUGUACUUUGUGUGACGUCAGAGAUGUUCCAAACAUAAUGUUAUUUUUAUGUGUCAUCACCCGGACCUUUGUGCGUGUCAGCCCACAUGUCACUGUUUUACACUCACCGCCAGCAGUGCUGAUUCAUCUGGCUAAAAAUGUUUAAUGCGCUCAUGCUGUUAUGAUUCAUCCAUUCCAAGUGUGAAAAACACAUUUCCAAUCUGAUCAACUGGCACAUGUAUUUAACACGCUCAUUGUAGCUUUAAUCAAUGGUUGAUGUCGUAAUAAUUCACCUCUUCUGUCUUGACAGAUGUGGCAGUAUUAAGAGAUGAGAAGUUUUCACCUUGAACUAUGCCAUUUAAAAAUGAGUCUUUUUGUUUUGGGUUGAGUGAGCAGAAAUGGCACAAAAAUACACGUGUUGUGUGUCGCUGUUUUCACAGCUGAAUGUUGCAGCGGGACAAACGAAUGUUGAGUUGGCACACUGUUCUGUCCGUGCGUAGCACUAGUGCGCUAUUAUGCAAGACCCCACUGUCAUGGACACAAACACGGUAAUGAUCAACCAGUUUGCUGCGGUACGGUGCACCAAUAAACCCGGCACACGGCUGCAAAUGAAGCUAAUGUGAUGAUUAUCUACACCAAUAAAGAACUAUCAAUAGCA